This is a messenger RNA of Orycteropus afer afer, 2205 nucleotides long. The record is from RefSeq and is a predicted model, not a curated record. Lineage: Eukaryota; Metazoa; Chordata; Mammalia; Tubulidentata; Orycteropodidae.
UCUGCUUAGUCAUGGUGACCUGCGCGCUCCGCGUCUCCCCCCCGGCGCGGCGAUGGAGGCGCCCGGGCCCAGGCGGCGGAGGCGGAGCCCGAGCGCGGCCAUGGCGGGGCCCCUGAGUGCCAGUGGUGGUGCUGUCCUUUGUCGUCUGGAGCCCCAUGCAGCCAGCACCCAGGCCUAGCAGGGCUGGGGCCCCUAGUCGAUUCCUGCCCCUGCAGUCACAGCGCCCUGAGGGGGCAGGGGACGUGGUGAUGUACGCCUCUACCGAGUGUAAGGCCGAGGUGACGCCCUCCCAGCAUGGCAACCGCACCUUCAGCUACACGCUGGAGGACCACACCAAGCAGGCCUUCAGCAUCAUGAACGAGCUGCGGCUCAGCCAGCAGUUGUGUGAUGUCACGCUGCAGGUCAAGUAUGAGGACGCACCAGCCGCCCAAUUCAUGGCCCACAAGGUGGUGCUGGCCUCGUCCAGCCCUGUCUUCAAGGCCAUGUUCACCAACGGGCUGCGAGAGCAGGGCAUGGAAGUGGUAUCCAUCGAGGGCAUCCACCCCAAGGUCAUGGAGCGCCUCAUCGAGUUUGCCUACACGGCCUCUAUCUCCAUGGGCGAAAAGUGCGUGCUCCACGUCAUGAACGGGGCCGUCAUGUACCAGAUCGACAGCGUUGUCCGCGCCUGCAGUGACUUCCUGGUGCAACAGCUGGACCCCAGCAACGCCAUUGGCAUUGCCAACUUUGCCGAGCAAAUCGGCUGUGCCGAGCUGCAUCAACGCGCCCGCGAGUACAUCUACAUGCAUUUCGGGGAGGUGGCCAAGCAAGAAGAGUUCUUCAACCUGUCCCACUGCCAGCUGGUGACACUCAUCAGCCGGGACGAUCUAAACGUGCGCUGCGAGUCCGAGGUCUUCCACGCCUGCAUCAACUGGGUCAAGUACGACUGCGAGCAGCGGCGCUUCUACGUGCAGGCCCUGCUGCGGGCUGUGCGCUGCCACUCGCUCACCCCCCACUUCCUGCAGAUGCAGCUGCAGAAAUGUGAGAUCCUGCAGUCAGACUCCCGCUGCAAGGACUACCUGGUCAAGAUCUUCCAAGAGCUCACGCUGCACAAGCCCACGCAAGUGAUGCCCUGCCGGGCGCCCAAGGUAGGCCGGCUCAUCUACACAGCCGGCGGCUACUUCCGCCAGUCACUCAGCUACCUGGAGGCCUACAAUCCCAGUGAUGGCACGUGGCUCCGGUUGGCAGACCUGCAGGUGCCACGGAGCGGCCUGGCAGGCUGUGUGGUGGGCGGGCUGUUGUAUGCUGUGGGCGGCCGGAACAACUCACCCGACGGCAACACCGACUCCAGUGCCCUGGACUGCUACAACCCCAUGACCAACCAGUGGUCACCUUGCGCCCCCAUGACUGUGCCACGCAACCGCAUUGGAGUCGGCGUCAUUGAUGGGCACAUCUAUGCUGUGGGCGGCUCCCACGGCUGCAUCCACCACAACAGCGUGGAGAGGUAUGAGCCGGAGCGAGAUGAGUGGCACUUGGUGGCCCCCAUGUUGACGCGGAGGAUUGGGGUGGGAGUGGCUGUCCUCAACCGUCUGCUCUAUGCUGUUGGAGGAUUUGACGGGACAAACCGCCUCAAUUCAGCCGAGUGUUAUUACCCAGAGAGGAACGAGUGGCGGAUGAUCACACCCAUGAACACCAUCCGAAGUGGGGCAGGAGUUUGUGUCCUGCACAACUGUAUCUACGCCGCGGGGGGCUACGACGGUCAGGACCAGCUGAACAGUGUGGAGCGCUACGACGUGGAGACAGAAACGUGGACCUUUGCAGCCCCCAUGAAGCAUCGGCGGAGUGCCCUAGGGAUUACCGUGCACCAGGGGAAGAUCUACGUCCUCGGAGGCUAUGAUGGUCACACGUUUCUGGACAGUGUGGAGUGUUAUGACCCAGACACGGACACCUGGAGCGAGGUGACCCGCAUGACGUCUGGCCGGAGUGGGGUGGGCGUCGCUGUCACCAUGGAACCCUGCCGGAAGCAGAUCGACCAGGAGAACUGUACCUGCUGAGCCAUCUUUAUUUCUUGGGCAAAAAAUGGUCCAAUCAAGAGUAUUGUUUUUAUACAGAAACAAAGACACAAGAAAAGGCAACAGAGCAAACCCUUCCCCUCCGGGAUGGGAGGCUGGGACGCCUCAGUGUUAAAAUGACAAUUUGGAAGAAAGGAAAGCCAGAGCAGGAACAAGU